Molecule: messenger RNA, 3903 nt
Organism: Guillardia theta CCMP2712
Lineage: Eukaryota; Cryptophyceae; Pyrenomonadales; Geminigeraceae
Exons: 14
Coding region: 1-3903 (1300 amino acids)
Cellular component (GO): membrane
Source: RefSeq, a predicted model, not a curated record
AUGGCGUUUGGACGGCAGCGAGCCGUCGCAGCCAUCGGGAUGCUCGUCCUCGCCGGGCUGGUGCUCAUGGCGGCGACUGGUUCGAAGAAGGCAUUCGAGUUGCUGGGGAUCAGCAACGGGAUGUCAGGGGACAUGCAGAACACGUUCGCAGGAAUCUCCGACGCUGACCAGUCGCCUGUGAUUCCGAAGGCGUUCAUGCAAGAGGAGAGUCAAUCGAAACGCAGGAUGAAGAGGUUGAAGUCAGCCUUGACAAAGUCGCUGAAGAUGUCGGAGAAUCUCGACGCUGCGGAGAAAGGGCUGAAAGAGUACGUCGCCUCCACGGUCUCAGAUGUCAAGAGGGAGGUUGUAGAGUUCAACACCAAGGAAUCUGAUGACAUCAAGGCACAAUAUCACGAGAUCCAAGGGCUCCCUGGACCACCCGGCCUACCAGGAAUGAAUGGUAACCCUGGCCUGAACGGACUUGACGGAGCAAGCGGUCCGCAAGGACCGCGGGGCAUCCAGGGACCUCCGGGGGUCAUGGGAGGGCCCGGAGAGCAAGGGCCGAUGGGUCUUGACGGUAACAAGACGGCAAGACUCCCAGCUCCCCCUGACCAUGGCCAAGGUGACCGAGGACAAGAGGGCUUGAUCGGCCCGAACGGCAUCUCGGGCCCCUCUGGGGCUGACGGGCUGCAGGGCUCUGGUGAGCAACCCGUCCUUGCCUCGCGCCCGCACUCACUCGCUGGCGAAGCCCCGGCAGAUGACGGCUGGACCCCCGGGCGGUACUUCUGCCCGGGGGGGGGCGACGCAUGGACGAGGCUGGUGGACUGUGACUUCAGCUCUUGUCGACUCGAGACGCACUACAACGGAGUUUGGGGAACCGUCUGCCUGUACGGCUUCACGCAGCUGUCGGCCCAAGUGGUGUGUCGUAGCCUUGGGUUUGAGGAAGGAGGAAAGGCCAUCAAGAAGGGAGGAGGACAAGGACCCAUAUGGCUCUCCCACGUUGCUUGCGCCGGAUCAGAGCUGGACAUCGGCGACUGUCCAAAGUCAUGUGGAGGCGAGGAGUGUACGCAUUCAGACGAUGUCGGCGUGUGCUGCUGGGGACUGAAUAACGACCAACUGGGAGAGCGCAAGAACGUGAGGCCGAUCUUCAAGACUGUCCGGCACUUGCGAGAGGAAUGCUACAUCCCCGACAAAUGCGUCGAGAGCUACAAGGAGGACAAGGUUGUUGUCAGAGGAAGCUGCUUGGAUCCGUUGGAUCCCGAAGAAGAGCCUUCCUGGUCUCAGAGCAUGCGUCAAGGGGAGUGGGAGAGAUUUGACAACGGGGAAUGCGAUGACAAUCAGGAGAUGUGCUGCUUGCACGAGUGCAAGCUGAACCCCAACGAAAUUGCCUCCCUCUCCAUCCCUGAGAAAUUUUCGGUCACUCUGUUCUCUGACAAGUACUUCCAAGGCAACAAGAUCACCUACGUAGGCCCUAGAGACAUCAACUGCUUGUCUUGGGAAGGCUGGAAGGAUCGCGCAAAGUCGAUGCUGAUCACCAGCGCUGUCAAGAGGCCUCGCUCGAGCUGGACUGUCCGCUUCUACGAAGCCGACGACACCUUACAAUACAUGCCUUCCCUGCUGGCUCUAUACCAUAUUGGAAGUACUACCAUCCCCUACAUCAACUUCCAGGGCACCAGCGAACUUCGCAAGCUCAAGUACUUCGAACAUCUUCCCUCCUCCAACUUCAUGGCCAUCUUCUACGGCAACGUCCUGGUGCAGAGGGGAGGCGAGUACCAGUGGUGCACAACCUCUUCGGACGGCUCCCAGCUGUGGAUCGACGGUAACUUGGUGGUGGACAACGACGGGAGGCACGAGGAAAAGCACGUGUGCGGUACUUACGAAGUCUCGAACGGUCUGGUGCCAGUGGAGGUCCGCGGCUUCUUGAGCACAGGGAACUUCGUGCUGCAUGCGUUCUGGAAGGGUCAUGACACUGGCGAGAACUUCAUGCUCUUGAGAAGUGAAGACGCGACAGGAAACCUGCCCAAAGAACCGAUGGAAUCAGACUGGGGAGUUCGAACCUUUAGCUCCCCCAAGGCUCUUCAUCAAAUCCCUGAUGUCCCGAUGGUCAAGAUGAUAGGUGAGCAGACAGGACUGGAAGAGGUGGACAUGGAGGACAUGAGCGAGCUUCAAUCCCUUAUCCCCAACACGCCCACAAACAACGUCCUCUGGAUCUUCUAUGGUUCACUGCUGGUGGUGAAGGCUGGGGACUACCAGAUCUGUACCACCUCCUCCGACGGCUCGCGCGUCCUGCUGGCAGGCCGCCUGCUCGUCGAGAACAACGGGGAGCACACGGAGCAUCGCGAGUGCGCUGUUACCCAGCUGGACGCUGGCUCGCACGAGCUGACGCUCGAGGGCUUCGUGGGCUCUGGCCGCCUGCAUGCUGAGCUGAGAUACAGUGGGCCUGACACAGGAGGAGCUGAGCUGCUCGUCAAAAGUCUGGGAUCCUCUGCUGGCAACUUGCCGAACCUUCCUAACAAGCCAUCCUCCUCGUUCCUCGUCCGCAUCUACCAGAGCCACGUGUCUAAGCUCGACUACACGCCAGCAUUGGGCCUGCUGCAGUUUGUGGGGCAAGGAAACAGCGAGUACAUCAACUUCUACGACAGGAGUGAAUUUCAGAGUAUCGUACCCUCAACGCCCGAGUACAACUACGUGUGGGCCGUGUAUGGUAAGCUCAGCGUGGGGGCGGCAGGAACAUACAGGAUGUGCGUGACGUCCAACGAGGGGUCACUCCUGUACGUCAAGGAGGUUCUGGUGGUUGACAACGACGGGUCGCAUGGGGCCCGGCAGGAGUGCGGCGAGCUGGAGCUGAGCAAGGGAUCGCACACGGUCUUCCUGACAGGCUUCAAGUACGAGGGCGACGCCUCCCUCAUCGCUCAGUACGCCGGGCCUGACACUGGCAACGUCUUGCGCUACCUCACUUGCUCCUCCGCCUGGGCUCCACAAAAGCCAGCGGCCUCCUCGUGGACUCUGCGGGUGUUCAAAGGCGCAGACCUCUACAACAUGGCAGACGCGUACUGGCGUUACCUCACCUAUGUAGGGCAGGGCAGCGUGCAAGACCUGUACUUCACCAGGACACAAGACUUCAAGCAGAUCGUCGGUGACACGCCUUCCUCGCAGUUCGCGUGGGUCUUCUAUGGGAUGGUGGAUAUCAAAGGGCCUGGUUCCUACACCUUCUGCUCCACCUCCGAGGACGGCUCCUUCCUCUACGUCGACAACCAGCUCGUCGCCAGCAAUGACGGCACGCACAACGUGCAGAGAAAGUGCGGAAGCAUCAGCCUUGCCGUCGGCAGCUUUGCCAUCCGCAUCGAGGGCUUCCUUCGCAGCGGAGAAGCCUACCAAGUCGCCACCUACUCGGGUCCAGACACAAGGAACUUGGAUCAGCGCAUGGUCAGCACACCCGUAGAGUCGCUCCCAGCCAUCCCUCCCCCAUCAAAGUGGACGAUGUACCUGUACAAGGCCUCCAGCUAUCUUUCUCGCGUGCCCGACAUGAGCUCGUUGCAAUUUGUUGACAAGGCUACCAUCUCCACCGUCUACUUCGGCGACCUAAAUGACCUCCGCAGGAUCAUCCCCUCAUGCCCUGAAGGCAACUACGCAUGGGCGGUGUACGGCAAGGUGCGGGUUACGGAGGAGGGCUCCUACUCCUUCUGCUCCACCUCUGACGACGGCUCCUACGUCUACGUGGACGGCAGGACGAUCUUAGAAAACGACUACGAGCAUCCCCCUAGGAAAGUUUGCGGCUCCAUCACCCUUUCAGCUGGGGAUCACAAGGUCCUGCUUACCGGGUACCAGGGCAAUGGUGGGGUGUACCAGCUUCUGACUUACAGCGGGCCGGACACGCGAGGAGUUGAGAGGAACGUUCCGAGUGUGGAUGGCACCAAGUUCUGA